Molecule: messenger RNA, 2082 nt
Organism: Mesorhabditis belari
Lineage: Eukaryota; Metazoa; Nematoda; Chromadorea; Rhabditida; Rhabditidae
Source: the annotation of a GenBank genome assembly
AUGCCGAUGUCCAGACAAGAAUUGGAGCAAGUCGAGCAAGCACUGCAACAGUUGAAGCUUCAAGACCUCCAACACAUAAUUGCGAACUUGAAUGGAAGUAAAUUUGGAAAGAAGGCAGAAUUGGUGCAGCGUUUGACAGUGCUUCUGCGGAAUCCUGCUUCACAGGACCGAAGCUUUCGAGCUGUCAGAGAGUAUCAACAACGGAUGACCUCCAAUUUGAUGCGAACAGGCUACAUACCUCCAGUCAAUCCAUAUGCAUUUGGACAACAGCCGGGAGGCGGUUACCCUUAUGGUGUUCAGCAACAAUUUCCCGGACCGCCAAAAGGCGUUGUUGGUCUACAUCCGGUGCCACUACCUUUUUUUGACGUCAUCGAGAGCAUUGUUCAGCCAACGGAAUUGCCUCCUGCAGGAGCAGUCCAUGUGAAAUUGCCAGCAAAGCAAACUGUUACAUUCACGAUCCCGGUACAACAUGCUAAUCAUCUCAACUACAAUUCGGAAAGUCACGCUUUACCACGAUACGAAAUUCAGCUCAGAUUCUUUCACCUUGGAGACAAUUGGCAACAAAAACCACAGCCCGACGAUUUUCCAUUGAAUUGCCAAGUUCGUCUCGAUGAGCUCAAUGUUUCGCUUCCGCCUGUCAUUCCAACGAACCGCCAAAACGUCGAACCAAAGCGACCAUCUCGACCAGUAAACUUGACACCGAUUAUCCAGAAUAUUGGACGUGUUGGAACACGGCAACAUCGUCUCGUCGUAGACUGGACCGCUGAUCGACGUGCUUGGGCUUUUUCGGUCAACUUUGUUUAUCGCCUUAAUUCGGAAAUUUUGAUUAGACGAUUGAAAGAAAAGGUGAAUUGUGUUCAGCCACAAGAUGUCACAAAACAGAUUAUUAUUCGACGUUUGACUACUGGAGAUGAAGAUGGUAUUUGUCUGGAGCAAAUUAAAGCAAGUGUCAAAUGCCCAUUGACUCGAACACGGUUGUCUACUCCAAUUCGUUGCCGAGAUUGUGAUCACCUUCAAUGUUAUGAUCUAGAGAAUUACAUCCAAAUGAAUGAGAAGAAGCCGACUUGGAAAUGUCCUGUUUGCUCUCAUCCUGCGCCAUAUGAACGUCUUCUCAUUGAUGAGUACUUUGUCAAGGUGCUUAACGAGACAAACAAAGAUGUCGAUGAAGUGGAACUUUUGCGCGAUGGUGGAUGGAAAGUGAUUGUCGAAGAGGCAUUUGCAUUGAGUUCUGAUGACGAUGAAGAUGUGAAGCCAGCUGCAAGCACCCAAGCAAAUGCAAGUACCGUAAGGACAGAACGCCCAAGCACCGAUUCUGGACCACCACCAGCAAAGAAGAAGUGUCCUCCACCCAACGAUGAUAUUAUUACACUCGACGAUUCGGACGAUGACGAUGAAAUUCAAAGAGCUACCGAAGCUUCAAUUGCCGAGGCAACCAGGCAAAAUGAGCUGAAUGCAUCAACGGAGAGUGCCAAUAAAGAAGUUGGUUCCACCACCAUUUCUACUUCUCCAGCUGCACAACCCUCAACUUCUGAAGUGACUGCACCAAAUAGUAUUCCUACCACUCCUGUCAGAAAGAAUAACGGAAAUAGCUCAAGUGAGAUUGAGAUUAUCACAUUGGAUGACACGCCGCCUAGGCCAGUACCAUUAUCGGCUCAAAAUGGAGUUGCCGUGGGAAUUUGGAGGCCAGAUUCGAAUGCUUCUGCAUCAUCAUCAGCGAUUGGCAGCUCAAGCACACCGAAUCCUGGAGAAAAUACAGCAAACGCCGGAAACAUUCAACCGACCAACGAGCUUACGUUUGGUUUGGAUGAGAGAUCGAUCGAGAAUGUCACUCGUCUUUUGUCUGGCCACACACCAGAGCCCCUAAACUACCAUAUGAAUUUCAACCAAAUGCUUCUGGAUCGGGCUCAAAAUCCGCACUUGCAAACCGCCCUUGCACAAUUCCCGGCAUUCACCGGAGCCAACUAUUCGAACUACGCAAGUUUUUCGAGGAUUUUCUCAAACCCGGGUGCUUCUUCGAGUGGAUCGUCGACUUCGCACCCUCAUGGACCACCACAAGGCUUCAACUCAUAUAACGGGUACCCC